Molecule: messenger RNA, 2116 nt
Organism: Spinacia oleracea (spinach)
Lineage: Eukaryota; Viridiplantae; Streptophyta; Magnoliopsida; Caryophyllales; Amaranthaceae
Product: YTH domain-containing protein ECT4
Exons: 10
Coding region: 206-1876 (556 amino acids)
Biological process (GO): mRNA destabilization
Cellular component (GO): cytoplasm
Molecular function (GO): mRNA binding
Source: RefSeq, a predicted model, not a curated record
CUUUUCAUCUGCUUAUACAGUCGUCCUCCAACUUUAUAUCUCUCUCUCUUCCCUCCUACAUCCCUUCUCCCUCCUCCCUUGCUCUUCAAAAUCGGAUUUUUAUCCAAACACCUGGGAACUUCAAACGCCACAUCAAUCCUAUUCAACUCUUCUUCUUAUCCUUUGUGAUUGAUUGGAGUUUUAUCAGGUGAUACUUGUAGGAAGGAUGGUUUGCGAAAAGCUGAUGGAGCAAUCUAGAGGGGCGGAAUCGGGUUUGAUCCUUUCCAAACCAGCAGAAAAGGCUACGGUCGCAUCUGACAAUGGGAUCACUUCUGAUUCCACCUCAUCUAAUCAGGGUGUCCCCAACGUCAAAGGUGAGACUGGUCAAGAGUCAGUUGCUGGGCAAGAUGUGUAUAAUCCACCUGCUAGCUAUUACAAUUAUUAUUAUCCAGGCUACAAUGGGUCUUUUGGUCAAUCAGAUGACGCCAGGGAUCAUUCAUCUAUGGGUAUGCAAACAAAUCACAGUUCGAUAGCUUAUUACAUGCCUGGUUAUAACCCCUAUGCUCCUGGAACUUAUGUUGGUGCUGAUGGGCAUUGUGUUAGUCAGCCAUAUUUCACCCCAGUUACCUAUGGGGCCGAAGCUCUUCCUUGUUAUGCUUGGGACUUGAAUUAUCUCGGCGAUCCCUCAACUAGAUCAAAUACUGCGUCUGGGAAUGUUAAAUCUAACCCUUCUCCUGCUACUGCGGUGAGGUCAAAUGGCAUCAAACCUUCGAAAUUAUAUGGCUCCAUGAGCAAGCUCUCCUCAGUGUCUUUAAACUCUAAGUCACGUCCAUCUGUCUCUGCACCUAAUAUUUCUGAACCCAAGUUUGAUAUUCAACAUAGUAAACCAUUGAAUAAGUCAGGUUCCUAUUUUCCGCCAGCUGGGUAUGCAAAUGUUUACCAUCCAGCCGGGAACUAUCAGUCUUUGUCUUUCCCGAAACGAGGGGUGUUUGGAAAUACUGAUCCAAUGGGCUACAGAUCAAAUGCAAGGAUGUGGAAUGGACACGAUAAAUUUAGAUCCAGUAGGAAAAGUGAGUUUGAAAUGUCAGCUGAGCUUACUUGUGGUCCUCGAGCCAACAGCAAGAGCAAUUCCGAUUCAUCUGAAAAGGAACCCGUAGGUUUAGCAGUACAGAGAAGUACAUAUAACUUGGCAGAUUUCCAGACGGAGUAUGAAGCUGCAAAGUUUUACGUCAUCAAAUCUUACAGUGAAGAUGAUGUUCACAAAUGCAUUAAGUAUGAUGUUUGGUCAAGUACAGCAAAUGGGAAUAAGAAGCUGGAUGCAGCAUUUCAUGAUGCAGAAGUGAAAGCCAACGAGACGGGCAUAAAUUGUCCAAUAUUCCUUUUCUUUUCAGUUAAUGGUAGUGGUCAGUUUGUUGGAGUAGCAGAGAUGACAGGCAAAGUGGAUUUUAACAAAAAUAUGGAUUUCUGGCAGCUUGACAAGUGGAGUGGUUUCUUCCCAGUAAAGUGGCAUAUUGUGAAAGAUAUACCUAAUUCUCAACUGAGACACAUCCUUCUUGAAAAUAAUGAAAAUAGGCCUGUGACCUACACUCGGGAUACCCAAGAGAUUGGGCUAAAGCAAGGGUUAGAAAUGCUGAAGAUUUUCAAGAACUAUUUAUCAAGGACGUCACUUGUAGAUGACUUGAAUUUCUAUGAAGGCCGAGAAAAGGCACUGGAGAUGAAAGGAAUUAGCAGCAAGCCUGUUGCUCAUCAGACAGAAGUAUUUGGGAAUGGAAAUUUACCAGUGGAGACAGGAGCUAAAGGGGGAGAAGAAUUGAACAAGUCUCAAGUGGCGUCUGUUACAGCUCUUGUCAACCUUACCAGUAACCUAUCUCUCAGUUCCAAUCCCAAAGUAGUGUAGUUACCUUGCUGUGUUGAAUCUUUUCGGUAGAGGUGUCUGACGAGUAGUUUUGCCUUCUCUUUUUUUUUUUUUUAUCUCGAUGCUUUCUUCUCAGCACUUGUUGAGUUGAGUUGAUUGAUAGGUUUCUUUUUCUUUCUGAAAAUUCCGUUUCCAUUCUGAAUGUUCUUUUUCUAUGACCUUUCAAGGUUAUUGUUCCAAGUCAUCUUUUUAUCUUCCUAUAAUACUUGUAAGAUUAUGUUC